Cavia porcellus (domestic guinea pig) is the source of this 5108-nucleotide messenger RNA. RefSeq names its product HAUS augmin like complex subunit 5 (gene Haus5). NCBI's taxonomy places the organism in Eukaryota, Metazoa, Chordata, Mammalia, Rodentia, Caviidae. Gene Ontology annotation, cellular component: HAUS complex; centrosome. The transcript has 21 exons. Gene Ontology annotation, biological process: spindle assembly; centrosome cycle. Bases 428 to 2329 code for a protein of 633 amino acids. The record is from RefSeq and is a predicted model, not a curated record.
CUUAGCCUGGGUAGUAACAGAUCCAGAUGCUGUACUGGGGGUCAGGGAUGGUGCACACACCAAGGAGUAGCAGGCACAGGGAACAGUGGAGGAGCCUCAACUUAUGUCUGAGAUUCCAGCAUGCCUCCCAGAUCUGACGGACCUGCCGAGAACCACUUCAUCCUGUCCGUGCUGGCCGUGAUCUUUUGCUUCCCCCUCGGGCUUGUGGCCAUAAUCUUAUCCUACAAGCUGUGGUGAUGUGGUGAGCGGGGCAGCGACAGAAGCAUCUUCAGUCAACGCGUCCCCCAUAGGAAGGGCGAGAGCUGGAAAACUCUGCAAAGACAGGAAAUCGGAGCCGCGCCGCGCCCGCACCGCCGGCGCGCGAGUGACGUCAUAGGCAGGCGCCACACUUCAAGAGAGAGCGGGAGGCGGAGGCGGUGGUUCUGUUAUGGAGCUAGUGCGGGAAGCGCGGGAAUUGGGUCGUUGGGCGGCCGAAGAGAUGGAGGUGCCCGCAAUAGCCCGGGCCUCGGAGUCGACGCUGCGCAGGCUGUGUCUGGGCCAAGGGGCUGACAUCUGGGCCUACAUCUUGCAGCAUGUGCGCAGUCAGAGGAAUGUCAAGAAGAUUCGGGGAAAUCUACUCUGGUAUGGCCACCAGGAUAGUCCUGAGGUCCGUCGGAAGUUGGAGCUGGAAACCACUGUGUCUCGCCUAAAGGCAGAGAUCCAAGAGUUAGACCAGAGCCUGGAGCUGAUGGAGCGAGAGAAUGAAACUCAGGACAUGGCCACAGAGCAGGCACUGCAGAGCAUUCGAGACACCCAGCAUCGAGCUCUCCUUCUCCGGGCCCAAGCUGGAGCUGUGCGAAGACAGAAGGUUGGGCUCCGAGAUCUCACACAGUGGCUACAGAAUCAGCUCAAGUGCCUGCAGGACGUAGAGAGGAAGGCCAAAGUAGAUGUGACCUUUGGACCCCUGGCAUCAGCAGCCCUGGCUGUGGAGCCUGUGGUCCUGCAUGAUGUCCGAGCAGCCUGCACUCUGCGGGCUCAGUUCCUGCAGAACCUCCUGAUGCCCCAGGCCAGGGAAGGCAAUGUCCAAAGCCCACAUGAUGACCACUUUGGAGCUUCUUACCAUCAGUGGCUCAGCACAGCAGAGACACUGCUGACAAACCAUCCCCCAGGCCACGUCCUCGCUGCCCUGGAGUACCUGGCUGCAGAGCGGGAGGAGGAGAUCCGGUCCUUGUGUGCUGGGGAUGGGCUUGACGAUAUGGAGAAAUCCAGGCCCCAGGCCCUGACCCCAACAGACUCCAGCCGAGCCCUGCCAUCCAUGGUACAUCUCAUCCAGGAGGGCUGGCAGGCUGUGGGUGCACUGAUGGCCCAGCGGAGAACCCUUCUGAAGGAGCAUCAAGUCCUGACUGGCCGCCUCCAGGGCCUGGUGGAAGAGGUGGAGAGACUCAGCCUUGGACCCAGCAAGAGGAAGGUGCUAAUGCUGGGCCUUCGAUGCUGUGGCCUGCAGGCAGAGCUCAGAGCCCUGUGUACCCAGUGCCAGGAGCUGGAGGAUGUGUCUGGACAUCGGCAGCUGCUUCUGCGGGAACUGCAGACCAAGCAGCAACGCAUUUUGCAUUGGCGGCAGCGGGUGGGGGAGACCCAAGAACAUAUUCGCCUACUCAUCAAGGGAAACUCAGCUAGCAAGACACGCCUGGGCCGGAGCCCUGGAGAGGUGCUGGCUGUGGUUCAGCAAAAAGUGAUACCUGCCUCUGAGGCAGUGGCACCACAGAGCCAGGAGCUGCUGCGCUGCCUGGAAGAGGGAGCCCAGCACCUUCCUCACAUUCUGCUGAGCCCCCUGCUACGGCACAGCCCCGAAGGGUUGAAACCCCUGCCCACAAUCCUGCCAUCCAUCUACCAGCUACACCCUGCAUCUCCCAAGGGCUUCAGCCUCAUAGCACUGAGCCACAUACUGGGGCUACCUGCAGGGAAGGGACCAGAGCUGCUCCUCCCAAAAGCCGCCUCUCUUCGCCAGGACCUUCUGUUUCUCCAGGACCAGCAGAGUCUUCGGAGCAGGGAUCUGCUUUGCAUGAAAACCAGUCUGCCGCUGGGACCAUCCACACAGGAGGUGCUGCAGAUCCAGGCAUCCCAGGAAAAGGAACAGAAGGAGAGCCUGGGGCAGGCUCUGAAGAGGCUGGAGAACGUGCUGAAGCAGGCGCUGGAACGAAUCCCAGAACUCCAGGGAGUCGUGGGAGACUGGUGGGAGCAGCCAGGCCAAGCUGCCCUCUCCGAGGAGCUCUUCCAGGGCCUGUCCCUGAUGCAGUGGCGCCUACGUUGGGUCCAGGCACAGGGGGCUGUACAGCAACUGUGCAGAUGAGGAAGAGACUCAAGCGAGAGCCAAGAAUGACACCCUAGCACCUCUCCUCCCCCAGUAAAAUGUUCAAAAGAAAGCAUGGUCAGGACAAGAAGCCUGUAGUCCCUGAGCAUCCCUGCACCCUCCUUGGGCUGUUGCACUGCUCCCCUGUGCCACCCCUCCCUUUCAUCCCAUCAAACCCAAGAGAACGGUGUAUUGAGAACGCUCCGUGUGCCCCUUAAGGUCCUUGCAUCACUGUCACCCUCAACAAAUGUAGUCAAUCACCUCUUUUGUGUGCCAGCGAUACAGCACUGAACGAAAAGGCCCAAAAUGACAUUUAGGACAUGAUGGGUAGGGGGACAGUUGGUGAGAUAAGUAAGGUACAGUUACAUCAGAAGAAAACUGCUGUGAAGAAAUGAGGGUUUAGGAGGUGUGAUUUUUAAUCAGUACACUGGAAAGGACCCAAGCAGAGCCACAGGGGUGUCAGGGAGGCUCCAGCACACACGUCAGUGGUGAAAUGUGCUCAUAUGAGGGCCACUGUGGAGCCCUUUGGAGUGGAAGGUGGGAUGGAGUUAAGAGAUUUUCUUAGAGUUUUGUGUUCCGGGGUUUGUUUUGGUUUGUUUUGGAUUUUUUUGUCUUUUUGAGACAGUCUCGCUAUGCAGUUCAGACUGACCUUGGGCUCACUUUGUAGCCCAGGCUGGUCUCAAACUUGCCACAAUCCACCUGCCUCAGCCUCCCAAGUGCUGGGAUUACAGGAGUGCGCCACCAGGCCCAGCUUUUCCUUAGAGUUUUUAGUUUUCCUUUUUUGACAUUUAAAUCUAGGCACUUGGAAUUUAGCCUAGCAAUCACAUUCAAUGCUCUCUUAUUUCACAUCUAUCCCAGUGGACUUAGUAAAUUCUCAGACUGGAAAAGGAGUGAGCAGCAGGAACCAAAUGAGAAGAGAAGGGAACAGGAACUCUGGGCAGUGGUGGUGAACCUGUGGCAUGCAUGCUGCAGCACACUAUUCAUAUCACUGAAAGCUCUAAAAGGUUCGCCAUCCCUGCUCUAGGGAAAUGGAAGUCCAUUGUAUACCAGGAGCAGUGGGUUCCCCUGCUCUACAGACUCGUCAGAACUCACCUCACACUUUUUCUGUAUAUGUGUGGUACUGGGAUCAAACCCAGGUCCAUCACAUUUAGCUACAUCCCCAGCUUAAUUUUGAGACAGGCUUACUGAAUCACUAAAUCGUCCUGGCUAAUUGAACCAACACUGAACCAAUGAUAUCCCUGGCUCAGCUGCCAGAGUGCUGGGAUUACAGGCAUAUGCCACACUUGCCUUCGUUGUACUCUUACAGCCUUGUGUGUUGCAUGGCAUGGAUUGUUCUCCCAUUAUAAAGUAAAACUCUACCCACUGGUUUAAAGCACCACCUUUUGCUGUACCAAAUUUGUGUUUAAUUACACUGUCAUGCCACAUGUGGUACUUGCCUAUUAUCCCAUCACUUGAGAGGCUGAGGCAGGAGGAUUGCCUAAUGGUCAAGGCCAGCCUGAUAGCAAGACCCUGUCUUCAAAAAAAAAAAAAAAAACUGCAGACCCAUUGUGUAAGUAACUCUCCAUGUGCCACUGCCACAGUGCUUUCAUUAUAAAGGUCUUGUAAUAGUAAUAUUGCAAGCUGGCUUGUACUCAGGCCUUUAGUUUCUCCAAGAUAUCUCAGCCUCUUGUUGCUAAUUUUUUUUCUCCCAAAUGAAACAAACCAUAAACCACUUUUAUUGGUUUCACAGUAUAUUUACAAAUUAAGGAGAUUUAACAUCUCUGAUUUUCAUCCUUUUUUUUUUUUUUUUUACUUUUGUUUGUUUGUUUGUUUGAUACAGGGAUCAAAUUCACAAUCUCUGGCUUGUCAGGCAGAUACUUACACUGCUAGGCUAAAUCCCUGGCCCCUUGAUCCUUCCUUUCUCUACCUCCUUCCUUACAACUCUUCUCUCCCUACAGAGCCACCUCUCCCAACUUUCCUCAUCCCUGGCUACUAUUCCUGUCUUUACACAUUUUCUAUCCUAUGCAUGUCCUUUAUGAUCCUCCUCCCAUAGGUGGGUCCUGUCCCCUCCUCCCUACCAGACUCUAAAUGUGAGGUUCUUUAACCAUCCUCCCUGCUCAGUUUUUGUCCCCAACAAAUCUCUUUUCUCUCCCUUGACUAGAAUGUGAGCUCUAUAAAGCUGAACCCCUUUAUCAACUGCUAGCUGGGAAAACUUGUCUAGAUAUAAUUCAAAUUUCAGAUGUAAAAGAGAAAAUAUUGACAAAAUUGUCUACAUAAAAGUUUGUAUGGGGAAAAAAAGUUUGACAAAAAUAUUUGCAAUUUAUACCUAAAUCUGUGUGCAUGUGUAUGUUUCUGUGUAUAUCAAACUGGAAAAGAAAAAUUCCAAGGCCACAGAAAAAUGAGAAAUAUAUGCAAAUGGAGAGCUUUCAGAAAAGAUGUUCUGAGAAAAGCAAAUUAGCCUGUGCUUUCACACAUUUCCUACCUAGUAAUUUCAAAGAGAAUGAGAGACUCAAAGACCCCUAUUUUCCUUCCAUUAAGACAAGUAGAGAUAAUAGCCAUCAGAUCAAGGGUUGUUAAAGCUUCUAGGGAAAAAGAUAACAAGGAUCAACUGACCUCAGGAGAAAGAAUCAACAUUCUGUGUUCCUGAGGGGAUACAAUGAGAUACAAUGUGACAACACUACUCAUGAAGUAGUCACCAUCCCCAUUCCUGUAUCUGAAAAUUCCUCAUCUGAACACAUCCAUCAGUUUAAUAACCAAUCAGAUUGGAAAUAUUUGAAAAAUAAAUUUCAUCCUUACUAAA